CACGCACGCAACGACAACACACUAAUAGUGAUGAAUAUUAACAGUAUUCAAAUCAUUGCAUUUUUCUGUUUUAAAUGUUAACAUAAAUGACAUUAUAUAUAUUUUGAUUAUAUUAAACAAGUUAUAUAUUAAAUUAAUUAUUGAUAUAAACAUUCAAAUAAACCAUGCCUGUGUUUCAAGAAUCUUGCGCUGAGCAAAUUCAAGCACAAACUAUUAUUAUAAUUCAUCCUGGUUCAAUGUAUCUUCGUAUGGGUCGUGCUUCUGAUUUAAAUCCUUGUACUCUAUUAAAUGCAGUUGCUAGAAGACGAUUACCAGGUGGUGUUGAAUAUAAGGAUAGUUUUUUACCAGCUCUUGUUCCUCGAACAAAAGAAUUAACACAAACAAUGGAAGAAUCACGUCUUCACGUUUCUCAUACAUUGCAAUCUUGUUUACAAUCAGAUGGUAGAAGAAGAUAUGCUACACCACCCCAACAAAUAGCAGCUUUUAAUCGUAGAUCCAAUCCAGAAGUAUUAUCCCCAUCCAAAACUGAAUGGAUAAAGACGGAUAAGGAUAUCAUUGUGGGUGACGAUAUACUUUCUUUAAAUCCAGAUGAUCAUUUUAAUAUACAUUUUCCAUAUAAAAGAGGUGAACUUAAUGUUCAUUCUGGACCUGGUGGAAGUUUAAAAGCAGUUAUGGCUGAUCUAAAAACAAUCUGGGAAUACGUACUUACCGACAAAAUGAACAUACCAUUAAGAGAUUUAAAACAUUAUCGAGCAGUACUUGUAAUACCAGACAUUUACAAUAGACAAUAUUUAAGAGAAUUAACCACAUUGAUGCUUUGUGAAAUUGGUUUCGGAGCCUGCUUUCUUUUACAAGAUCACGUAGCAGCUACAUUUGGAGCAGGUCUAGGCUAUGCAUGUGUUGUAGAUGUCGGUGAUCAGAAAACAUCUGUCUCUUGCGUUGAAGAUGGAAUUUCUCAUAGACAUACACGUGUACGUAUGGAUUAUGGUGGUGGAGAUAUAACUCUUACAUUUCUUUGGUUGCUUCAAAAGUGCGCAUUCCCAUACAAGUCUUGCGAUCCAUUUGAUAAACUGGAUGCAUUACUUUUAAAUCAAUUGAAGAAAGAUUUUUGUCAUGUCGAUUUAAAUAUUUGCGGAUCUCAAGAAAAAACAUUCAUCGUCAGGAAACCUAAAAGGCAAACAGAGAAGUAUACCUUGCAAGUUGGAGAUGAAUGUUUGGUAGCACCUUUAAGUUUAUUUCAACCAGAAUUGUUUAAAGUUACUGGUACGCAUAAUGUACAUAUUCAGAGACGAUCUAUGGGUGAUCCGGAAGAUCCUCACGAUGAAAAUUACUUGCGAGAAACGAGUAGAAGAAGUAUGAAAGAAAAUUUAGAACAAGCAUUAGAAAUGCAAGAAGAAGUGGUUGCACCAGCCGCUGUAGGUGAAGAAGAAGUUAACGUAGAUGCCAUAGAUACUGCUCCAAUUGCUUUAUCAAAUCGAGAUGUCGAUGCAAGAGAUUUUUUAGUUGGUCCUCAACAACUUCUUGGACUCGAUCAUGCUAUAUUGCAAAGUAUUGAUCGUUGUCCUUCGGAAGAUUUAAAAAGAAAAAUGUCUAGUUGCAUUCUUGUUGUUGGAUCUGGAAUGAAAUUUCAAGGAAUUGGAAUGUGGCUUCACAAUCGUAUAUCGCUUCAAAUUCCUUAUAUGUACAGAACUGAAACAUUAGAUAUCAUUACACAACCAAAAGAAAUGGAUCCAGGAAUAACCACAUGGAAAGGUGCUGCAAUUUUAAGUUGUCUGGAAUCUGCAUUAGAAUUAUGGAUUGGCAGACAAGAAUGGGAACGUUUUGGAGUAAGAAUACUAAGAGAAAGAGCUCCUUUUCUAUGGUAGAUUAAUGGUAAUUUCAUUUGUAAUUAUAUUUAAAUGUUUUUUUUUU
This is a messenger RNA of Polistes dominula (European paper wasp), 1911 nucleotides long. RefSeq names its product Actin-related protein 8 (gene Arp8). Lineage: Eukaryota; Metazoa; Arthropoda; Insecta; Hymenoptera; Vespidae. The record is from RefSeq and is a predicted model, not a curated record.